AUGUUUUCAACCCUGUUUGAAAGUGAAAAAAUACCAGAUGAACUGUUGAUGGAAUCAUUUUUAGGGUAUGUGUCCAAAGAUGAGCGAGAGCUAAUCAAUACAGCUAUAAAAGAUGAUGAUUUAAAUGACAGCCAGGAAAAAGAGUGGCUUGAUUUUCUCAAAAGGUUUGACUGCAGAACAAUCCCUAAAAAAGAGGAUCGUCAAACAAUAAUCCUAGAAUUGGCACAUAAAGAAAUGGUCCAGAUUGCGCAGUUCAUCAUUGAUAGUUGGAGAAAGCCAUUUAAAGAAAACCUUGCGAAUCGCGAUGCAUUUUCUUCGAUGGAGUCUUUGGAGGAGAUUUACCAAAAUGCAAGACCAACAGUGAAAAGAGUUUUAAACCUAAUACGUUCUGAACCGACAAGUAAUUCGCAGCACGCUGUACUUUCGUUUUUGAGGCGGUACAUACGAGGGCUUGAUGACGAAAAGCUAACAAUGUUCCUGCGUUAUUGCACUGCCUCGACAAUGAUUUGCGUUGAAUCAAUAAAAGUAGUAUUUACUGACCUUGAUGGUGCAGCAAGACGUCCUAUCGCCCAUACCUGCAGAUCAGUUCUGAAACUCCCAACUACGUAUCAAUCUUUUCCGCAGUUCCGGCAAGAAAUGAACAACAUAUUCAGCAGUCAAUACUGGGACAUAGUUAUCGCAUAACAAAUUGUUGUGUUAUAGUGAUUAACUGCAACUGCAUGUUGUUAACUGUUGUCGUUUUUAUAAAAAUUAAGAUUUUAAAGCAUUUAACAUUCUGAUGAAUAGUAUCUGCCGCAGAAGGGAUUAACAGAUUAAGUAAAAGUAGAAGCAUUUUAAAACUACGUUCUGACGACAAGUGGCUACAAAACUACAACAGGCAAGAAAGAGAACGGCUAGAACUACAAGAAAAGCUAGGGAGAAGACUGGAUGGUUCUGUUGAAGUGAGCGAGUGGUAAGUACUUGGUAAACAUCGAUAAAAUUUUUUGAUUUCUAUCUAUAAACUUCGAAUGUUUUUCUCUGUUUUUAUCACAGGUGCAAUUGUGGGAAUUGUGACAUAACCUUACUAACAAAUAAUAGUGAAUGUUAUUGUUGUUUUGAACAGGAAGGAUGCGAGGAAGCUAUGAAUCGCGAAGAAGUUAUACAGGAUCUCAAAGCCGAAGGCGUGCAAAAUGCGAAGUGUGUAACACAACACCCGGGAUUCAACCCCGUAUGCCUUCAAAAGUGGAGUUUGAAGAUGGCUGCUGACAGAUAUAAAACCAAAGAUAAAAGCAAAUACAGUCAAACGUCAACAGAGAAUAGGUUAGACAAUUUAUUCAAUUAUGUUGUUAAAAUUUUUCUUUGUUGCCAAAGUUUUACCUCUUGACUUGUUUAUUUAUGCACCUAUCAAUGUUUUCCCCCUGAGAGGGGGGGGGGGUGCGGGCAACCCAGGGCAUCCCCGCUUUUGGGCAAGAAACGGCUGUCAAAAUUCCCCACUAUAUUUCUAAGAUAACAAGGCACAUAUAUGUUUUCCAAUGCAAACAUACAGGUCUAUACUGGUUUAAACUUGGUAAAAAUUGAGACACUAUAAAAUACCUUUUUCGAUGAAACUUGAUCGUGCUUCUCCGCCAUACUUGCUACCGGGCCUUUCAAUGUCAAAACUGUGCAAACUUUCAAGAUGGCAGAUGGCGGAAAUUUCCCAACUCUGGGAGUUGAUGCAUAGGUCAAAUUCCCCUCACUGGGGCUUCAUAGUGUGGUCAAAGUCCCCUAGGUCGCCUGCAACCCCCCCCCCCCAGGGGGAAAACAGUGAUAGGUGCAUUAAAAUUAGCCUCUCAAUACAUUACUAUAUAUUAGAGGUGUGCAAAUCCGAAUCCGAUCCGUUCGGAUUUCGGAACCAAAAUAUUCAUUUCGGAUCGAUAAAGUUGUUUCGUAGUCGGAUCGGACUUCGAUAUCCGAAAUAAAAUGAAUUAAUUAUCUAAUGCAUUAUUCGUUUGAUACUUCAAUUGGACGUCACUUUGUCAGCUUCUUGACAUGUAUUUCUUGCUUUUAUAUUUAUUUGGUUAAAUAUUUCAACUUGAAUGAGAAAUUUAUUUUAUUAAAGAAUUCUUCGGUUCGGAUCGGAUCGAAACUCGGAUCGGAUUCGGAUUAGACAAUUUCGGAUCGGAUCAGAGUUUAAACAUAGGCAAUUGUCGGAUUAUAAACGUCCAAUCCGAUCCGAUGCACACCUCUACUAUAUGUGUAGGUAGAUAAUGAUUUGCUAAAUACAAAGAUAGAAAAUAUCAAUUUAUACUUUUGUAAAUGCAGGCAACUUCUUAGCCUGGUUCACAUGGUAACAAAUCAUGAACUUCCAUUUAUUUUGUUUUAGCUUUCUACGCAGUAUCUCAUAUAGAGAGUUCACAAGACUAAUAUAUGGACUUCUUGGCAACAGAAGAAUCCCACUACCUGCAUGUGCCUACAUUGCAAUAAGAAAUACAUUUCCCAUCAUGGAAAAGGAAGGACAGUUUACUGGAUAUUCUGACGACUCAGACUAG
Molecule: messenger RNA, 2507 nt
Organism: Paramuricea clavata
Lineage: Eukaryota; Metazoa; Cnidaria; Anthozoa; Malacalcyonacea; Plexauridae
Source: the annotation of a GenBank genome assembly